This is a messenger RNA of Neltuma alba, 2410 nucleotides long. RefSeq names its product long chain acyl-CoA synthetase 9, chloroplastic. The record is from RefSeq and is a predicted model, not a curated record. Lineage: Eukaryota; Viridiplantae; Streptophyta; Magnoliopsida; Fabales; Fabaceae. Gene Ontology annotation, molecular function: long-chain fatty acid-CoA ligase activity. Gene Ontology annotation, cellular component: endoplasmic reticulum; membrane.
GGAUUGAGUUGGUAUAUUACAGAGUGGUCAUUCCGUCCUGGAAAUGAGUGCCUAUAUUGUUGGUGUCCUUGUUCCUCUCAUAGUUACCAUACUAUUCCGGAAUUCCAGGAAUGUGAAAAAACGUGGUGUCCCCGCCGAUGUUGGUGGUGAACCUGGGUUUGCAAUUCGGAAUCAUCGGUUUCCUUCCCCGGUCAGUACGGCAUGGAAGGGUGUAACAACUCUUGCAGACCUUUUUGAGCUCGCUUGUAAGCAGCAUCGAGACAGGUUUUUGCUUGGGACCCGCACUUUGAUCUCGAGGGAGGUUGAAAUAACUGAUGAUGGAAGGUCUUUUGAGAAGCUGUCCUUGGGAGACUAUGAAUGGUUGACAUAUGGGAAAACGUUCGAGGCUGUCUGUAACUUUGCCUCUGGUCUAGCAAAAAUUGGGCAUGUGAAGGAAGAACGAGCCGCAAUCUUUGCUGACACAAGGGAAGAAUGGUUUAUUGCAUUACAGGGUUGCUUUAGACGCAAUGUUACUGUUGUGACUAUAUAUGCAUCACUGGGAGAUGAAGCUUUAUGUCAUUCGUUAAAUGAGACUGAGGUUACGACUGUAAUUUGUGGGCAAAAAGAACUGAAGAAGUUGGUACACAUAAGUGGACAACUUGACACCGUUAAACGUGUCAUAUGCAUGGAUGAUGAUAUCCCCCCUGACACCUCAUCUGUUGAGCAUGGCUGGACAAUCACUUCCUUUGCCAAUGUUGAGAGACUCGGUAGAGAAAAUCCUGUUGAUGCUGAUUUACCUCUUCCGGCAGAUGUUGCAGUUAUAAUGUACACCAGUGGAAGUACGGGAUUGCCCAAGGGAGUGAUGAUGACACAUGGUAAUGUCUUGGCAACAGUCUCUGCUGUCAUGACAAUUGUUCCUGACCUUGGGAAAAAGGAUGUUUACCUGGCAUACUUACCAAUGGCCCAUAUUCUUGAAUUAGCGGCUGAGAAUUUGAUUGCAGCUGUUGGAAGUGCCAUAGGAUAUGGAUCUCCUUUGACUCUAACUGAUACAUCAAGCAAGAUAAAAAGGGGAACGAAGGGGGAUGCCACUGUAUUGAUGCCAACUUUAAUGGCAGCUGUACCAGCUAUUCUUGAUCGUGUUCGUGAUGGAGUGCUCAAGAAGGUAAAUGCAACAGGAGGAUUGUCCAAGAAAAUGUUUGAUUUAGCCUAUUCUCGCAGGUUGAAUUCAAUUAAUGGUAGCUGGUUUGGAGCUUGGGGCUUGGAAAAGGCUCUCUGGGAUGGUUUAGUGUUCAAUAAGGUCAGAGCAAUCCUGGGGGGUCGUAUCCGUUUUAUACUCUCUGGCGGGGCUCCCCUUUCAAGUGAUACCCAAAGAUUCAUCAAUAUUUGUCUUGGUGCUCCGAUUGGUCAAGGAUAUGGUCUCACAGAAACUUGUGCUGGUGGGACAUUCUCUGAUUUUGAUGAUACAUCGGUUGGUCGUGUGGGACCACCUCUUCCUUGCUCUUUUAUCAAGCUAAUCAAUUGGCCUGAUGGUGGAUAUUUGACUGAUGAUUUACCAAUGCCCCGUGGUGAAAUUGUGAUUGGUGGUCCAAAUGUCACUCUUGGAUACUUCAAAAAUGAAGAAAAGACACGAGAGUCUUACAAGGUUGAUGAAAGAGGAAUGAGAUGGUUCUACACUGGUGACAUAGGGAGGUUCCAUCCAGACGGUUGCCUUGAGAUUAUUGAUCGUAAAAAGGACAUAGUUAAACUCCAGCAUGGUGAAUAUGUCUCCCUAGGAAAGGUUGAGGCAGCUCUUAGUGUCAGCCCCUACGUAGACAAUAUUAUGUUGUAUGUUGAUCCUUUUCACAGUUACUGUGUGGCACUUGUCGUGGCUUCUCAGUCUGCAGUGGAAGAAUGGGUUUCAAGGCAAGGCAUUGCUUAUUCUGAUUUCUCGGAAUUGUGCAGGAAAGAAGAAACUGUUCGGGAAGUAGAAGCAUCCCUUGUAAAGGAAGCUAAGAAGGCUCGCUUGGAGAAAUUUGAAAUUCCUAGAAAAAUUAGGCUGCUUUCAGACCCCUGGACUCCUGAAUCUGGCCUAGUGACUGCAGCUCUCAAGAUCAAAAGAGAAGCCAUCAGAAAAGCCUUCGCUGAGGAACUGGAGAAAUUAUAUUCUUCAUGAGCUGGCGAAGUUAUACUCUUCAUUCCAAUGAGCUGAUCUUUUUGGUUUUAUCUUAAUUCCUCCCCUUCCUUUUCUUCGAAGGGGAGGGGUGAUAGUGGCAGGAGCAGGGAAGAAGGUUUUGUAUCCCUUCUUUUUGACUUACCUUUGUCACUCGUAGAGGUUCAUCAGAGAAUUUGCUUGCAUACAUAUGACUCUUGUUUCCAUCUCAAGUUUACUUGGUCGAAUUAAAACCAACAAUUUGGUACAACAAAUGUUAAACUCAGUUUUAGCUCUCAAAAA